AGAUACUUCCUGGAGUGUCAAUUGUAAUGCUACCUGCAAAAGAAGAAAAAUGACCGGGUUGUCCCCCAUUAAAAUGUCUGAUAGGUAUACUAGCUUGACAGGUUCAGUUAUUGAAGAGGAGACAUGCAAUCAUUCCACAAAGCAAUAUAGCAAGUUGGAAUCAACAACACCCUCUGAGCUGAAAAUAUUGUUCUGCUCACGCUGCAAAACCCCUUUGGGUCUUCCUGAAAAUUUUUCAAUUAUGAAGUGUAGACUAAUUUCAACAUCAAAAGUUCAUCUGAUGUCUCUACACAACAACUCCAAUCCAUCGGCGCAAGGCGUGGAGGUUUUGGCGUGUGACACAUCAUCACUCAAUCGGCGCAUUCUUGAAGAAGGUUCUUCUUCUUCUGGGCAGGGGAUUUGGUGCAAAGAAGAUGGGUGUGUCUUUGAUUCCAUCUUUUGCCCCUUUUGUGUUCCCCCCCAUAACAGUGUUCUUGGUGUUCAUGUGCUGGCCACUGAUGCACUCAAUCUCAAGCUUCAAAACAAGAUAUUGUUUUUUCUUGACAGCUUGGAGAUUGAAAAUUUCGAGGCACAUAAGAGACAUUAAUAUUAUGUUACAAAAGAGGAGGUAAAUUAGUAGUUAUUCUCAGAUCUAUCAGUUUGCAUGGGUGAAUUCAAAUUAUUUGUGUAACAUUGGUGGUCCGUAUGGUGGUAGAGGCUAGUUUCACUGGUGGUAGUUUUUAAAGUUUUAUUUUAUUAUUUUUGUAUAGUAAUUUUAUGUACUACUGUGUUGGAGGGUACUUCUAACAACCUAAUAAUGUUAGUCAGUAGUCAAUAUUCUAUUGUAAUACACUUCUUUACAGAAGUUAACGAGUUACUUGGUGAAAAAAAAGUUUACAUUCACUU
This is a messenger RNA of Cuscuta campestris, 885 nucleotides long. Lineage: Eukaryota; Viridiplantae; Streptophyta; Magnoliopsida; Solanales; Convolvulaceae. The record is from the annotation of a GenBank genome assembly.